Messenger RNA from Diorhabda carinulata, 2947 nucleotides. RefSeq names its product transcription factor IIIB 90 kDa subunit (gene Brf). Gene Ontology annotation, molecular function: TBP-class protein binding; RNA polymerase III type 3 promoter sequence-specific DNA binding; RNA polymerase III general transcription initiation factor activity. The record is from RefSeq and is a predicted model, not a curated record. NCBI's taxonomy places the organism in Eukaryota, Metazoa, Arthropoda, Insecta, Coleoptera, Chrysomelidae. Gene Ontology annotation, cellular component: nucleus; transcription preinitiation complex; transcription factor TFIIIB complex. The transcript is spliced from 4 exons. Gene Ontology annotation, biological process: DNA-templated transcription initiation; transcription by RNA polymerase III; transcription preinitiation complex assembly. The coding region runs from base 364 to 2283 and encodes 639 amino acids.
AUAUCGAUAUUUUCAAGUACUUCAAAAAUUAGGUUAGGGUUAGUUCAUUAUUUAUGUGACCGCAAAGGGACGGAAGGGAGAAGUUUACAUAUUUAUAUGUGUGGUAGAUUGAAAUAAAUGUUUUAUUUUGUAUGAGGGUAGAGGUAACAAAUUUAAACAUAUAUUGCUUCAUUUUCCUUUAGUAUGUAUAUAGUUGUCACUAUAUGCAUAUUGCAUGUUUUAAAAGUAAACUCUGAUUUACUUGAAAGAUUCACAUUGAAAAGCAAUAUUUAGAGCAUUAGAUAGAAAAAUUAUUAACUGAUAAUAUUGGCGAUCCGUAUUCAAGUAUAAUAUCUAAUCUCUCAAGUACUUAUAAAAGUAAAGAUGUCAUCUGGUCGGAAAUGUAAAAAUUGUGGGGGUUCAGAUAUUGAAGUAGAUCCAGCUAGAGGGGAUGCUGUUUGUACAACAUGUGGAUCUGUUCUUGAAGAUAGUAUUAUCGUUGCUGAAAUCCAAUUUGAAGAAGGUGGACAUGGCACCAGCAGUGCUAUUGGUCAAUUUGUCUCCACAGAAUCUAAAGGAGGUGCUACAAAAUUUGGAGCAUCAUUUCAUGUUGGAGAUAGUGUUGAAUCAAGGGAGAUCACAAUAAAAAAGGCUAGAACAGGAAUAACACAUCUGUGCAAUCAAUUAAGGCUAAAUCAACAUUGUAUAGAUACAGCAUGUAGUUUCUUUAAAAUGGCCCUAUCCAGAAACCUUACUAGAGGCAGGAGGUAUACUCAUGUACAUGCUGCAUGUGUUUAUUUAACUUGUAGAACAGAAGGUACAGCACAUUUACUUAUAGAUAUAAGUGACGUACUACAAAUAUGUUGCUAUGAACUUGGAAGGACAUAUUUAAGGUUAUCUCAAGCCUUGUGUAUCAAUAUACCAGCAGUGGAUCCUUGCUUAUACAUUUUAAGGUUUGCAGCAAAACUACAAUUUGGAUCAAAAACACAACAGGUUGCUAAUACUGCUUUACGAUUAGUUCAAAGGAUGAAAAGAGAUUCAAUACAUUCUGGAAGAAGACCAUCAGGAUUAUGUGGAGCAGCAUUAUUAAUGGCUAGUCGACUUCAUGAAUUCAACAGAUCACCAGCUGAUAUAGUUAAAAUAGUUAAAGUACAUGAAUCAACAUUAAGAAAAAGAUUAAUGGAGUUUGGAGAAACCCCAAGUAGUGCAUUAACUUUAGAUGAAUUUAUGACAGUAGAUUUAGAAGAAGAACAGGAUCCUCCAUCUUUUAAAGCUGCCCGUAAAAAGGAUAAGGAGCGAUUGCUAAAGUUAAUGGAGGAGGAAGGUGAACAAUUCACAGAUUUGCAAAAAGAAAUCGAGUUACAACUGGAAAAUAAAAAAAGAAAAAGAAUUAAACCAAUGAAACUGACUUCAAAAGUUAAUGAACAAUUAGAAACAGAUUUAUUUAUUCAAGAGUCUACUUUAGGAACAUUACAAAAAUUGAUGGAUGAUGAAAUUAUUUCUGAUGCAUCAGGUGGAGGUUUGGGGCCAGAUAUUUCAAGUAUUGGUCUGCCAAAUUCUUUAGAAGAUACCUCUAAUGCUUAUCAUCCUCCAGAUGAAUUAGAUCUUGAUAUGAAUUUUGAUGAUUUGAACGAUGAAGAAUUAGAUACAUAUAUAAUGUCAGAGCAUGAAUUUGAGAAUAAAAAAACUUUAUGGUAUAAAAGAAAUGCAACAUAUUUAGAAGAACAAAAAAUUAAAGCAGAUAAAUUGCAAAAAGAGAGAGAGGAAGGUAAACCAGACAAGAAAAGGAGAAGAGUAUCAAAAAAGAAAACUAUAGGACCAGCAAAUUCUGCUAGUGAAGCCAUAGAAAAAAUUCUUCAAGAGAAAAAAGUUUCCACAAAAAUUAAUUAUGAUGUUCUUAAAAGUCUGAAUGUAGUCUCUGUUCCAAAUGAAACAGUUGCUGUUGAUGCAGAAGAUAUAACUACUUCGGAAUCUAUUAAACGAAGGAGGCUUUCUUCAGUCCAUAAACAAUCAUCUGAAAAAACAUCAAAACGGAAGACAGGAGCUUCCAUUGGUUUGCCAGUAUUUGAUGAUAAGAAAAAGAAGGAAACUGAGGAUAAAGCAGAUUCUAAAACUGAAUCAUUACAAAAGAAAGAUGAUGUUAAUAUAUCUGAAGAUGAAGAAGAAUAUUAUGAGGAAGAACAAGGGGAAGAUGUUGAAGAGUCCGUUAAUGAAAUUGGAGUACUUCAGAUGCUUCGUCAACAUAGGGAGGAUGAGGAUGAAGCUGAUUAUAAUUUCGGGUACUUCGAAGAACCAGAUUAUUAAAAAUAUAAGUAUUUUCAACUUUUAGCUUCAAAACUGCUUACUUGUAUAGAUAAUAUUUAUUUAUGAAAAUAUUUUUUUCACUACAUUAAUACUUGUGAUCCAAUUUUUUAACAAAAAUGUAUAUAUAUUUUCAAGACUGAAUAUAUAACCAAUAGGUAUUAGGGCUUUCUACUUUUACUAUGUUACCAUUGGUGAUAUACUGAAUAAUACUGUUUACUACCACUACACCAGUGCCUAAAAUUAUAGUGUCUGGUCCUUUGAGCUUCCAUGUAAUUAUAAGCGUUGGUGUAUUGGUAAAUCAGUUUUUAGUUGAAAAAAUAUAAAAUUGAAAAUGUGAUUUGUAUAUUUGGAAUUACUAUUAGAUUGAUUUUGUAUUGGAAGGUAAUUAUUUGAAUUGAUAGGCGAAAAGGGAUUUUAUCUAUAGCCUUUAAAAAUGUUCAGCUCUCUACUUUUUUUCAAUUUCUUGUACUUAAGAAUUUAGUUUAAAAAACCAUUGGAGAAAUUGUAUUAUUCUUGCAUUUAUGUAACAUAUGUUUUAUAUAGAGAUUUGACUACAAACAAAAUAGCCCAAAAUGUUGCAAGUUGAAAAUUCUUUUUAUUGUUAUUAUUGACAUAUUUUUACUUGUUUUGUCGAAACCUUGUUUUAAUAAAUUAAUUUAUUGUA